Molecule: messenger RNA, 643 nt
Organism: Olea europaea var. sylvestris
Lineage: Eukaryota; Viridiplantae; Streptophyta; Magnoliopsida; Lamiales; Oleaceae
Exons: 1
Coding region: 95-514 (139 amino acids)
Molecular function (GO): calcium ion binding
Source: RefSeq, a predicted model, not a curated record
AAAUACCAGACCACCACCACUACCUCUUCUCCAAUUCUCGCUAACAACCACUUUUCUACCCAAAACACACGCAGAGUACAGAGAGCAAAUUGAAAUGGGAGUUGUAAUCAUCGACGGUUCAACAGUCCGUUCGUUCGUAGAAGACGAGGCCCGGUUCAAAAAAAGCGUAGACGAAGCCUUUGCCUCCCUUGACCUCAACAACGACGGCGUUUUAUCAAGAUCAGAGCUCCGCCGCGCCUUCGAGUCGCUCCGCCUCAUCGAGACCCACUUCGGGGUGGACGUGGCCACGCCGCCGGAGGAACUGACGAAGCUCUACGACUCGAUUUUUGACAAAUUCGAUUGCGACCGAAGCGGGACGGUGGAUAAGGAGGAGUUUAGGACCGAGAUGAAGAUGAUUAUGCUGGCUAUUGCUGAUGGACUCGGGUCUAAUCCAAUUCAGAUGGCUCUUGAAGAUGAUGAUAAGAGUUUCCUCAAGCAGGCUGCUGAUCUUGAGGCUUCUAAGCUUUCUGGGUGAUUCUCAACCGUCUAGAUUUUAUAUUUUUAGAUUAAUUUCAGUUUGGGUUUUUACCCUAUCUCGUGUUCUUGUAAGAGUUUUGUCUUCAGACAAAAGUUGCAAUAAUACCUUCUUUAAUAAAAUAAAAAA